CUUGAAUGCACCAUUUUUAGCCUGAAGAAGACACAGUCAGCUCUCAAACUGUGGUCAGUGAAACACACAGUCACACAGGGAUUCAGGAGCCACGAUGGGGUUUGUUUAUGUUGCUGUGGCUGCGCUCAGUCUUCUCUCUGUCGGACAGUCGGCUCCCGUGACGAGCUGUGAGAGUCUAAUUCAAACUGUUGAAAUCCAGGGAAGAGAGCAGCUGCUGGGCAAAUGGACAUACUUAGCAGAGAGCACAAACAUUAUUGGAUCCAAGCUGCUGACAAAUAUGUUUGUAGAGAGCGUCUGGGGAAGACUCACAGCUGCAAACGAGAGUGAUGCCAUCGAUCACUAUCAAGUCCAAAAACUGUUUGGCCGAUGCUUCUCUCUCUCAACUAAGUUGAGCUUGCAGAACAGCACUAUCCUCAUGGAGGGAACUUACCCUUCUUCUGCCACCCUACUGAAUACUGGCUGCACCGACUGCCUCGUCAUCCACUCACAGUACACCAUUGGAGGAAGUGCAUUUACCGGCCUCCAGCUCCUGAGCAGAAGAAAUAAGGUGUCGGCUGCAGAGCGGGAAGAGUUUAUGAAGCAGGUGGACUGUCUAAACUUACCCGCACCUGCUUUCCUGGACCCAGAAAAAGACCUUUGCCCAGAUGAGUCUCCCUCCCAAGAAUCCCAGACCAUCGAUCUGACCAGUAUCAAGAAUGACAGGGAAUCUGAAGUUGUAAACCUGCUUCACAACAUUCUGAACCGUGAAGGUGGACUGAGCACCCUUAUCAAACUCUUCUCCGAUAACGUGGCUGCAUUAAAGCAAAAAUGAACCUAAUGCCAUGACGUGCUUACAUGAGAAUAAUGCCAUGUCUGCGUGAAGAAAAUACUAAUAAAAAUGAAGAUGAAUAUA
Messenger RNA from Scophthalmus maximus (turbot), 892 nucleotides. RefSeq lists its product as uncharacterized. The transcript has 6 exons. Lineage: Eukaryota; Metazoa; Chordata; Actinopteri; Pleuronectiformes; Scophthalmidae. Bases 95 to 811 code for a protein of 238 amino acids. The record is from RefSeq and is a predicted model, not a curated record.